AUGGGUACAGAAAAUGUCAUUCAAGUGGGCGGUUUCUAUCAAGUGGACCAGUCCAAGCUGCUUCCAUCGAUCACCCCUACACAGCUCGAGGGGGCUCGGGUCGUCAUGGUGAGUGAGAUUGAUCAACACACAGUGUGCGUGGCGUGCCCAAGCAUUCACUCUCUGCACGCUCACAUCACUGAACAAGGCUAUCAAUUUGGGAAUCUGAUUCCCGCACUUGACGCGAGGUAUAUGAUGACUCCACAAGUGGCUGCCGAGGUGUUUUUCCGGAGAAUCCCAACCAAGGAAAUUGCAGAUCGGAGCAACAUUUGGAGCUUCUGGGCUUUCACACCAGCAGAGACAGCCACAAAUUACCAGACAAGUGUUGUGCCCAGCAGAGACAUUUGGACAGCGUCCAAAGAGGGCCCAUGCUGCUCGGAGCCAAAGUUCACUAGGAUGGUGCAGUGGGGCUCUAGCACUGAUAAGGAAGAAGUAAAAGCAAAAGCAGGAGAGAAGGGGAUAGAGGUAAUAGUGCUAGAUGAUGAUGAUGAUGAUAUUGAACAAGAAAACGAAGAAGAUUUGAACCUUAUGAGGAGUAGGAAGAAGAGGAAGCUCGAGGAUCCCGUUGCAAGGGCCAGAUGGCUUGCAGAGAGGUACAAGUUACAAAAUGAGAAGGUGGAAAAGCUGUCAAUUGAAGUUACAAAGCUGAAGAGAGAUGCGGCGGCUGCAGUCACCACUAUACUCAAAAACAAGGACAGAAAUGAAGCUGGCGUUGAAGACCCUUGUCGCACCCCACCACCUCCCGGUGAUAAUCCCACUCAUCAAGACCCCGCUUGUGCGAGAGAACUUAAAGAAGUCAGGGAAGAACUGGACAAACUAAGAGCAGGUAUUGGGAGAUUGUUAGAAAGGCCUAGCUCUGAGUCUUCUUCCUAA
This is a messenger RNA of Prunus mume (Japanese apricot), 912 nucleotides long. The record is from RefSeq and is a predicted model, not a curated record. Lineage: Eukaryota; Viridiplantae; Streptophyta; Magnoliopsida; Rosales; Rosaceae.